Molecule: messenger RNA, 1767 nt
Organism: Achroia grisella
Lineage: Eukaryota; Metazoa; Arthropoda; Insecta; Lepidoptera; Pyralidae
Exons: 6
Coding region: 25-1767 (580 amino acids)
Cellular component (GO): mitochondrion
Source: RefSeq, a predicted model, not a curated record
UACGUCUAAAUGUUUUAAUAAGAUAUGCGCAUAAAAUACCAUGCCAUAAUUCCACGAUGUACUAAGAUCUUAAAAAUACAUCAGACCAAUAUCUCAAAUCGAACAGAAGUUACUUUAUCAUACAAAAUUAUAGGCGAGUAUCACGACACGGUACCUAUAGUAUUAUUCCACGAGUUAUUAGGAUGCAAGAAACACUGGGAGAGCUUAGGAAAAACUAUGCUCAAUGUGAUGAAGAGGUCGGUGAUCGCUGUAGAUUUGAGAAACCACGGCGAUAGUCCACACGUGAGCUCCCAUAAGUAUGAGGAGAUGGCAUCGGAUGUAUUACAACUAUUCAAAAAACUAUCAAUAAAUAACGCCUGUCUUGUAGGGCACAGCAUGGGCGGUAGAACUUGCAUGUGCUUAUCAUUAAUGGCGCCGCAUCAAGUAUCUGAGCUUAUCGUCGUCGACACAUCGCCAAUAUCGACAACAUCUCAUUUAACGGACUAUUAUCCUAAAGUUCUAGCAAAUAUGAAGGCUGUGGACUUUAAACAUUCAAAAACAGUGAGCAAAGCAAGAAAAGACGCUAAAAGAGACUUGAAACAAUCAAUUACAGAUGAUACCACUUUAUUCGUAGUGUUGUCCAAUGUGAACAUAAAAAAAGACGGGACCAUAGGUUGGACGUGCAAUGUGGACGUUCUCAUAAAACAUUUCAAAGAUAUAGCAAUGUUUCCAAUAAGCACGAGGAUGAAAAGAUAUAACGGACCAACUUUAUUCAUUGGAGGACAGUUUUCAGAAUAUAUACCGACCGGACGAUUUGACGGGAAUUCGGACACUGUUUCCGCAAGCAGUUAUCCAAAUAUUCAACUCAAUUCAAUAGAGAAUGGAAUGGAUAUAUUGUACUUUCGAUAUUAUGUUUCUUCUUCAAUGAAGUAUAUUUAUAACAUCAGUCAUAUCCGUAAAAGGUCAGCCGUUGAUUUAGCUCAUAUAAUCCACGGCAAGAAGCCUAAAGAAGGUACACCAAUAUUUAUAUUACAUGGAUUAUUGGGCGCAAAAAAAAAUUGGGAGAGUAUGUCGAAAAAAAUUGCUUCUAGUAUGCAAAAAUCUGUAAUAGCUAUAGAUGCUCGAAAUCAUGGAGAAAGUCCACAUGAUCCGUCGCAUACUUAUCUCAACUUAGCUUCUGAUGUUGUUCAGUUAAUGAAUAAAUUGUCAGUGAAGCAAAUAGAUAUUAUUGGACACAGCAUGGGCGGAAGAACCGCGAUGGUGGUUGCUUUAACUGAGCCAUUGAAAAUAUCACACUUGGUCGUAGUUGAUAUAUCGCCAGUGCCCACGACUAUUGUUUUGGACAGUGUCUUUCCAAAACUCCUAGAUUUUAUGAAAACCAUUAAAUUCCACUAUUUUAAAAACUUAGUUGAGGCGAGAGCUGAUGUUAAGAAAAAACUUAUGGCUUCGGGAGUUAUUGAAAAUGAAGGAAUGUCAAAUUUUAUCCUUAUGAAUAUUGGCACAAAACCGGAUAAGUCUAUCGGUUGGAAUUGUAAUAUACCUGCAUUGAAAGAGAACUUUAAAUACAUUGCAACGUUUCCGACUGAAGUAUCAGGAAAACAAUAUUCAGGACCCACUUUGUUUAUUGCUGGAAAAGAGUCUAGUUACAUUCUACCUUCACACAUUGAUACCAUUUUAAAGUAUUUCCCAAAGGCAGAGCUCAAGUAUGUUCCAGGAACGGGACAUAAUGUGCAUGCUGAAGACCCUAGCACAUUCUAUAACUUAGUCACACAAUUCCUAUCUAAAUAA